CCUGGGCAAAUGCUGCAUUUCCGAGGUUGUAUCGAGACGGUGAGCUUGCCAUAGCAACGUAGCUGCCCAUACACUGAAAUUAUUCGUGUUUCUUUCCAAAGAUGCCUGGCAGAAAAAGAAUAGCUGUUGUGGGCGGUGGGGGCUGCGGACUGACCGCAAUAAAAUGCUGUUUAGACGAAGAUUUGGAUCCAGUGUGUUUCGAGAGAUCUGACCAGCUGGGAGGCUUAUGGCUUUUCAGACCUGGGGGCAAGCAGGAUGGGGAGGGGACAGUCAUGCGGUCCACCGUUAUCGACACCAGCAAGGAAAUGAUGUGUUGGAGUGACUUCCCCGUCCCUGAUGACUACCCAAACUUCAUGCACAACACCUACGUCCUCAAGUACUUUCGAAUGUACGCCGAGACGUUCGGCUUGCUGAAGUAUAUUAAGUUUCGCCACGCAAUCAUAAAGAUAAAACCGGCCAGGGACUUCCAGACCAGCGGGCAGUGGGAGGUCCAGUACAAGGAUCUAGAGAAGGAUCAAGAGUAUACAGAGAUCUUUGAUGCAGUGUUCUGCUGUACUGGCCACCAUACAACCAAAAACCAGCCAAAGUUCCCCGGCCAGGAAAAAUUUCAGGGGAAAAUUGUCCACUCUCACGAUUACAGUGACGAGAGAGGCUAUGAAGGCAAGCGAGUUGUCGUCGUGGGUGUUGGAAACUCUGGUAAUGACGUAGCAUCUGAAUUGGGAAAAGUCGCAGACAAGGUAUUUUUCUCGACUCGGCGCGGGAUGUGGGUGAUGAACCUUGCAGACAAAGAUGGCCUCCCCUGGGACAUCGUACAAACUCGCCGCCUGACCAGCUGGCUAGAGAGCUGGCUCCCGUUCAGUUGGAGAUGCACCAUGGUGGAAAACGACAUCAACAAACGCUUUAAUCACGAGCUAUUCGGCCUGAAGCCGAAACACCGCGUCUUCAGCCAGCAUCUGACGGCAAACGACACGCUCCCGGUUCGCAUCCUAUGUGGAAAGGUCGUCAUGAAACCGAACAUCGCAGGUUUUACUAAAACCGGCGUCAAAUUCGACGAUGGGACGGUGGAGGACGACAUCGACCUCGUGGUUCUUGCAACGGGCUACAACUAUGGUUUUCCUUAUGUCGAUGAAUCCGUCAUCAAAAUUGAGAAAAACGUCAUUAAUUUGUACGAGUACAUCUGGCCGUUGACCACUACCCAUCCCACCAUCGCUUUUAUUGGAUGCAUCCAGCCGCUCGGUGCCAUUUUUCCAUGUGCAGAACUUCAGUGCCGUUGGGCGACACGGAUGUUUAAGGGACUGUGCAAACUCCCCAGUAAGGACGCCAUGUUGGCAGAUAUGCAAAGGAAGCGUGACGCCAUGGCGCAACGUUACGUCCAGACCCAACGUCACACUAUCCAGGUGGACUGGAUUCCCUACAUGGACGAACUCGCUAGACACGUUGGUUGCAAACCAAACUUACUGAAACUGUUCUUAACCGACCCCGUCCUGGCUUGGGCAGUUCUCACAGGUCCGUGUGUGCCCUAUCAGUACCGCCUGAUGGGUCCCAAGCCGUGGAAGGGCGCUAGAGAGGCGAUCCUCUCCACCAUGGAUAGAGUCAUGAAACCGCUGCAGACCAGAAAACCUGCCGGGUGCUCAAAGAGGUCCGGUUUUGGUCGAUUCUUCUCCAUGAUGGUCCUGUUGGUGGCUAUAAGUGCGGUGAUGGUAAAGCUGUACUAUCCAGACAGGCUAUCCUCCUUAGUCAACAUGUUUAGCCGCUGAAUGAUUGAUUGCGGUAAAACGAUGCAUUACUGAUUAAGAAGGACCGUUGUAAUGAAAAAAGAAACUUUUUUACUACUCUUUUUGUGCCUACACCUACAACAGCAUUGACCAAACACUGCCAUAUGCCACUAUUUUGGGACGCACGUUUGCAAACUAGGUCUAAUAUUCUGUUGUUACAUGUUUUUUUACAUGUUAUCUACAUGUGACGGAUUUGUAAAAGGAAAAAGUUUUACGUCGUUAAAAGGAUAGCAACUGUUCGUAUGAGAUUCAUAUUUCACAACAAAUACAUUAUAAACAACUCAUAUAUGAUAUGACAUUAACAGCCUUACGGCUUGAUUUUUAUCCAUUUACUACUAUACAAUAUAUCACGUAGAAUAAUAGUUGUAUAUUA
Messenger RNA from Lingula anatina, 2148 nucleotides. Its product is annotated as flavin-containing monooxygenase 5-like. Gene Ontology annotation, molecular function: flavin adenine dinucleotide binding; NADP binding; N,N-dimethylaniline monooxygenase activity. NCBI's taxonomy places the organism in Eukaryota, Metazoa, Brachiopoda, Lingulata, Lingulida, Lingulidae. The record is from RefSeq and is a predicted model, not a curated record.